AUGGCGUCGUCGUUGUGGAACUACCUUGGGCUUCGAGAGACGGCAACAGCACCACCAGCCGAAAAGGGGGCAGUGAGAGCGCUCCCGGCCUCAUGGUACACCUCCCAGGACAUGUUUGAGCUCGAGAGACGGGCCAUCUUCUCCCGCAAAUGGCUACUGACCACGCACCAACUGAGACUGCCCAACACGGGGGACUGGCUGCAGUAUGAAGUGUCGGGUUUCAACUUCGUGCUUGUCCGAGAUCGCGAGGGAAACGUCAAUGCCUUCCACAACGUUUGCCGCCACCGGGCCUUUCCCCUGGUGACGGAGGAGAAGGGGUCUGCCCGGAUCUUCGCUUGCAAAUAUCACGGCUGGUCGUACGGCCUCAAUGGGAAACUUGCCAAGGCCCCCGGCUACCAGGAUGUGGACGGCUUCGACAAGAGUCGCAAUGGACUGCUGCCCAUUCACGUCCAUCUCGACCACAAUGGUUUCAUUUGGGUAAAUCUCGACGCCGGAGAGAAGCCGGAGAUCGCAUGGGAAGACGACUUCAAAGGCAUCGAUGUCCAACCCCGGUUCGAUGAGGUCAAGUGGGACGAGUACACCUUCGACCACACCUGGGAGAUGGAGGGGAGCUACAACUGGAAGAUCUUGGCCGACAACUACAAUGAAUGCUACCACUGUCAGACGACGCACCCAGACAUCCCGGCUUUGGCCGACCUGGCCACGUACUCGGUCGACACCAAGGACGGUGGCAUCAUCCACGACGCCCACUCCAAGCCAGACCAGAUCGCCGCGGGGCUGCGGAUUGCCAGCACCUAUUAUUUCCCAAACGCGUCCAUGACGGUCUCACCGCACUUUUUCUUCAUGCAGCGAUUUGUGCCCAUUUCUCCCACCCGAUCGGUGAUGAAGUACGAGGUCUACCGAAACAAGCAUUCCAGCGAUGCCGACUUUAAGCUGAUCGAUUCCAUGUACAAGCGAAUCAUGUCGGAGGACAAGGAUCUCUGCGAUCUAACACAGAGAAAUCUCAACGCCGGAGUGUUUGUGAACGGAGAGCUUCACCCACAGAUGGAGAAGGGCCCGCUGUACUUCCAGAGGGUGGUCCGGGAGGUUGUGCAGGAGCAUUCCCAGCGGGAGGACAAGGCUGGGCAGGAGAUCUGGCCUGCGCGACAGAGGGUGCCCAAGGAGGCGUCCACUAGUGCCAAGGACAUCCAGUUCUGCUCCAAUUUGACUUGUCAGGCGGGCAAGGAGUGCUGCUCCAACUUGGAGGGUCAAGUACCAGCAACGGUCGCGUGGUGAAGUAUAAUGAUGAAGGAUAGGAGGAAGAACACAUGGGCUCGGUUAAUGAGGGGAAUUUGUA
Molecule: messenger RNA, 1336 nt
Organism: Aspergillus ibericus CBS 121593
Lineage: Eukaryota; Fungi; Ascomycota; Eurotiomycetes; Eurotiales; Aspergillaceae
Product: aromatic ring-hydroxylating oxygenase subunit alpha
Exons: 2
Coding region: 1-1275 (424 amino acids)
Molecular function (GO): iron ion binding; 2 iron, 2 sulfur cluster binding
Source: RefSeq, a predicted model, not a curated record